Mixia osmundae IAM 14324 is the source of this 1400-nucleotide messenger RNA. RefSeq lists its product as uncharacterized. Gene Ontology annotation, cellular component: cytoplasm. The record is from RefSeq and is a predicted model, not a curated record. The transcript has 9 exons. Bases 39 to 1229 code for a protein of 396 amino acids. Gene Ontology annotation, molecular function: kinase activity; 5'-deoxynucleotidase activity. Gene Ontology annotation, biological process: carbohydrate metabolic process. NCBI's taxonomy places the organism in Eukaryota, Fungi, Basidiomycota, Mixiomycetes, Mixiales, Mixiaceae.
UGCAAAGGCGCCCAUCAGCGAGUGUGCGCAAUCCCUUCAUGUCCGCCUCAAGCGGCCGUCUUCAGCUCUUCCACACAUUGGAACGUCUCAAAACACAGAAACGAACGGGAUGGGUUCGCGAGCAACUAGAGCGGCCAGAGAGCAUUGCUGAUCACAUGUACCGCAUGGCCGUGCUCGCACUUCUCUCUGAAGAUAUCCAGCUCGAUAUAGCCAAGUGUGUGUUGCUUGCAGUGGUGCACGACCUGGCAGAAGCCGAAGCGGGCGACAUCACACCUUUCGACGGCAUCUCACGCGACGAGAAGCAAAAUCUCGAAGCAAAGGCCAUGGACCACAUGCUUCGUGAGCUUCUGCCCGCCGACUCUCACGCUUCGAAGAGGAUCAUGGCAUUGUGGCAAGAGUACGAGGAUGCGACCACGCCGGAAGCCAGGUUUGUCAAAGACCUAGAUAGAGUAGAAAUGGCUUUGCAAGCUGUCGAAUACGAGCGAGAUCAAACUCGAAUACUCCAGCCAUUCCUCGAAGCGAGUGUACCAAAGAUACAGCAUGCCGAAGUGCGCGGCUGGGCUGACGACCUCAUGGCCGAACGUGAUGAGCUAUGGCGCAAGCGUGAUCGUCUCUCGGAGAUCAGGCCAGUCAGCACGAUCUCGCCCAAAAGUCAGGGUCGCAGCCAGAGAAGUCUCAUCAUCGUCAUGGGUGUCUCUGGAUCUGGGAAAUCGACAAUCGGCAGGGGCAUAGCAAAUGAGCUCAAAGCGACCUUUAUCGAUGGCGACGAUCUGCACUCGCCGGAGCAUGUAAAGAAAAUGGCGAAUGGCCAGCCGCUGACAGACGAGGAUCGAUUACCUUGGCUGCACAAGAUCCGCGAGACCGCCAGCCAGGUAUUGGGUGAAGCAUCGCAUCAGUCUCUUGUUUGCAUCGCAUGCUCUGCUCUCAAGCAAUCGUAUCGUGACAUUUUACGCGGAAGCGCCGACGAGCAUCCUAUCGAUCUCAAGACGUACUUUGUCUAUUGCAAAGGCAGUCAAGCGCUUCUCCAGGAGCGCAUCAGCAAAAGAGAGGGCCACUUCAUGCAUGCCCACAUGCUUCAAAGUCAACUCGAUACGCUCGAGGAGCCGAGUGCAAACGAAGACGAGACUCAUGGCGUCGUCAUCGUCGACAUUGAUCAAUCGCCCGAGGCCAUCACGACCGCAGCCGUCUCGCAAAUUGUGGCCCUGCUCGAUCUAAAACAAUCUUUGUAACUUGUACAAGGGCUAGCAGAUGUAACAGGCUUGUAUUUCGUGACGAGAUGUGGAUGUAGGAGAGCAGGCUCAGGCGAUUCCGCGUGAUUUGCGGUAUUCGCCGUCGGCCUGGACGGAAGCCUCGUCGAGGCUGGCAGUGAUACCUUGGAGCACCUUUGCUGCUUGUUCGUG